CUCUCUGUAAAGCUGCUGUGAACUCUAGAGUGUUAAAGCGCUGUAUUGAUGGAGGAGACGUGAGUGUGUGUGAGUGUGUCGCUGUAUAGAGGGAGACGUGAGUGUGUCGCUGUAUAGAUGAUCUGAGUUCAUGAGAUCGCAACACCUGAUCGCGGGUUCGACUCCAGGGAGUCUCUGGGUCGCAGUUCUGACUGAGUGUUGUGAUGUUGCAGGAGCCGCUGGUGUUCUGGUCGGUCACCCGUUCGACACGGUGAAGGUGCGGCUGCAGGUCCAGAGUGUGGAGAAGCCCCUGUAUCGCGGGACGUACCACUGCUUCCAGUCCAUCGUCCGACAAGAAACAAUGUUGGGUCUCUAUAAAGGCAUCGGCUCCCCGAUGAUGGGCCUGACCUUCAUCAACGCCAUCGUGUUCGGCGUCCAGGGGAACGCCAUGCGCAUGUUGGGUGCGGAUACGCCGCGGCACCAGUUCCUAGCGGGCGCAGCGGCCGGGCUAAUCCAGUGCAUCAUCUGCUGCCCGAUGGAGCUCGCCAAGACCCGCAUGCAGACGCAAGGAACGGGCCAGAAGAACACGACCCGGAGGCUCUACAAGAACUCCCUGGACUGCCUGAUCCGAAUCUACCGGAAGGAGGGAAUCCGGGGAAUCAACCGAGGAAUGGUGACGACCGUGAUCCGCGAGACGCCAGGCUUCGGCAUCUACUUCCUCACGUACGACACGCUAACGCGAUCGCUACGCUGCGAAGCCGACGACGGAUACAUCAUUCCCAAGCUGCUCCUGGCGGGAGGCAUGUCGGGAAUCGCAUCCUGGCUCUCCACCUAUCCGGUGGACGUCAUUAAGUCCCGCCUCCAGGCUGACGGAGUGGGCGGAGCCAACAGGUACAGCGGGAUCGUGGAUUGCGUGCGUCAGAGCUGGCGGAGGGAGGGGUGGAGGGCGUUCACUCGCGGCCUGACCUCGACUCUCCUGAGGGCGUUCCCUGUGAACGCCACCACCUUCGCCACCGUCACGCUCUUCCUCAUGUACAUGCGCGAGGACGAAGGAGCGAAGGACUGUGAGUCCAUGAGGCCUGUGACCGAACGACUUUCUGUCCAAUAGAGAAAAGGCCAGCGAACACAAGGACCAAUCAGGCUGGAGAAUGACCUUGCUGAUCUUUACGUUUCUCCACGUUUGAUGGACCACUAAAAUAAUGGGACGACUGAGUCUCCAUUGGGUUCGAGGAUUCUCAGAGGUACACCAAAGAUGAUAACUAUUAUGAUAAAGAUAAUAGUUUUUAAAAUUGUUUACAGCACAACUAUAACGAUAAUGACAACGAGGAACAAUGAUUGGUCAGGGUAAUCUGACAGCGUGACUAUAGUAACAGGCAAAGAUAUUGUGUAGUCUGAACCCGGCAUCUGGUGCUCUUUGGUCAUUUUUGACCGAAAAUGUUUAUUUUUUGAUAAAUUGGAAUGGUACGAAGUUCGGUCAACGUUUUGGCACUUGCUAUAAAAAAAAUCAUGGACAUGAUUCGAAAAGGUUAAAUGGCCCUGAAAAAGAUAGUCACAGUUGCGCUCCUCGCAGUCAGAACUGGACGGGAGACGAAUUUCAUCUAGUGGAGGCGUUUGGUACUGCAGCCGAACACAAUCUGACCGCAAGCUAACUUUUGAGAUAUCAAGCUCAAAUUUGGAACACAAAUUGAUUAGAUGUUUGAUUAAAAUAAAGAUAGAUUUCCUAAAAUUUAAAAUAGCAUUUUUCAUAAAAAAGGAAAAAAGUCGGCACACCACGGCUUCAGAAAUGUUUUUCAUAACAAUAAAUGUAAUACUUUUUUUCACUUCAGGAAUAUCUGCCAAGUGUCUUAUUUACAAAGAGAUCAAACUUCGGUCUGUUGCUCUACAGAUUGACCACAGUUUAAGUUGGAAAUAGGAAUUUCAG
Molecule: messenger RNA, 1900 nt
Organism: Pimephales promelas (fathead minnow)
Lineage: Eukaryota; Metazoa; Chordata; Actinopteri; Cypriniformes; Leuciscidae
Source: RefSeq, a predicted model, not a curated record